AUGGCCUGGUGCACCCAAUGUGCGCCAUCGUGUUCUCGUCGAUCGCUGCUGGGGUCUCUGGCGAAGAGCCUGGAGCGCAGCCCAUUCGCCAGCGCCCCGCAGCCCCACCUCGACCUGCUGGCGGCGAUGCUGCUCCUGUCAGGGCUGCUCCUCAAGGAGGCGUGCGGGGUUGCGGGUCUCAGCGAGGAGCUCCUCGUCGGCGCCUUCCUCCUCGUCGCGCGCAGCCUCUUCACGUCCGCCCCGUUCCGUUCUGCCGCCGCCGGCUGCGCCGCACCUCACGGCGCCAGGGCCGCGCCGCGUCGGCCCGCGCCCGCCACGGGCCGCCAGGCGAAGUCCCGGCCCCGCGGCAGAGACCGUCUCGAGCCUGGCCCGGCGCGCGGCCUCGACCCCUCGGCUGCGGGGGGCGGGGCUGCGCGCCGGUACGACCCCCUCGGAGCGCAGGUCGCCCGCGGGAGCAGCAGGACAGACAGCGCGGCAGGCACGCGGCCCCGAGCUCCCGCGUGCCCGUCGCCUGCAGUCGCCAAGCCGGUCCACAGCCGCUGCCGCGGGCUUCGCGGCGAGUGCUCGUGGCUCGUCGCGGAGGCGCUGGAGAGCGGCGCCGCCGCCGACCUGAGCUUCUUCAAGAGGGUGGCUGGUUCUCUGGGCGAGGCCGCCUUGCGGGAGAGUGCCGCGGACCUGCUCCAGGCGAUGCGCGAGCAGGGGCUGGUUGUAGAUUGGGGCAUCCAGAUGCAACUGUCGCAGCCUUUUAACGGCAGCCUCCCUGACGAUCUGAUGGAGGGCUUUUGGGCCCUGAGGGAGCAGGACUGCGGGCUGUGCUGGACGGUGCUUCGGUCUCUCAUGGUGGGGUACGAGCGGAAGGCGCCUGAGCGCACGCUGGAGCUCUAUGAGGGCAUAAAGUCGUCAGGGCUCAAGCCAGACCUCUUAGUCUGCAACGCUGUGCUGUGCGCUCUUGCUCAGGGCGCCCGGGCCAGUGAAGCCCUCCAGCUGUUCCAGCAGAUGUGCCCCGACGAUGGGGCGUCCAACAUCGGCACGAGCCCAAACGGCAAGUCGUAUGGCUCAGUGAUCCGGGCCUGCACGGCAGGUGGCAGGAAUAAAGUGGCGGUCGCUCUGUUUGACUGCAUGGUGACGAAGGGUAUCAAGCCGAACCGGUUCGCCUACCACGACGCGAUCUUGAGUCUCAUGAGGCUCAAGAAGAUACGCAGGGCCUGGAACCUCUAUCUUAGCAUGAAGAGGGACGGGGUGCCCCCGUGUGACAACACCCUCCGCCUCUUAAUCCGCACGUGCGCCAUGCGCGGGUGGCACGAGGAGGCGGCGAGCAUCUCCGAGCAUUUCCGCAGCGCGAAGAGGGCUGAGGCGCAGGUGGAGUCCGAGGCCGCCACGGAGUUCCGGGAGUCCUCGGCCGAGGGGGAGUCCGAGUGA
Prorocentrum cordatum is the source of this 1419-nucleotide messenger RNA. NCBI's taxonomy places the organism in Eukaryota, Dinophyceae, Prorocentrales, Prorocentraceae. The record is from the annotation of a GenBank genome assembly.